AUGCUCACCACGACGGUGUUCCCUGUGGCGUCGUCGCCGCGCUCGCACCCCAUGAGCACGUCCAUCCCACUCGGUUCGCAGUCAACUAAGAUUGACCCGAGCAACCCUUUCCCGGCAGACGGCAAGGUCGGCGCGCAGCACCCUGUCUCGUACUUCACGGUUGCGCUUACCCAACCGGUUCUUGUUGUCAUCCGCAUGACGGAGAGCAGCACGGCCAGCCGCUGUGCGCUCUUCUUGAGUUGCUCCUGCCCCAAACCGGACGCGAACAACGCGGCGUGGCGCCUCAUCUCCCCUGAGCCAGUUAAGCAAAUCGUCCUGCACCCUGCCGACCCUUCCUACCGCGCCGACAUGCUGCACAUCGCUGUUCACUACCUCGAGCCGAGUGGCCAGUCGCACUUUCAGCUGCAGGUGAGGGUGCAGUUGGAGUUCUUCGCGAUGUGGCUGCGAACCGGCGAGGGGACGCGAGCUGCGACCGGUGCUGCAGCGGGGGACUACGUGACUUCCGUCAAGAAAGUACGAUCUGCCGGCGCGUCUGCCUCUGGCAAGGUGACGGCGGCCGAUGCAGCAGCUGUGCUUGCGGUGCCGAUGUUGCGCACGAUGCUGGCUGCGCCGGUAGCGCAGACAUCGGGCACCAUUGCAACCUCGGCAGGUGUGCCGUUCACUUCCCUCUACGUUGGCGACUGGCGCGGUGACCAGCGGAGCGGGUUGGGCUUUCAGUACUACGCCGCGCCCGAAGUGAUGGUGUCGCAGAUGACGCUGACUGGGGGCUACGUGAAGGACUUCGAGCAUAGCAGCGCCAGUAACAACAACAGCAGUGACCGCGACGCCACCUGCACCUUCACUUCGCAGCCUGCUGCCGUGGCAGCUGGCGUGCCUGUGGCACAGCCCUUGAUGCUGCUUCGUGCCUUUAGUGAGCGACACAACUUGCCGUGGUCUGCCUGGAGCAUUCCUGACACGCUCACCCCGGAAGAACUGGCGCGUAUGGGCUUCGGCUUCUGCUUUCCUUCGGCCUCUCGUAUGAGAGACGACAACGUCGGGACUGGUUUGACGUCAGACCGCGCGGCCGUGCCGAGCAAAGGUCCAACAGCUUCUAGUCCUACGGGCAGCUCCUCAGGCGCAGGUGCCGCGGCGCUGCCGACAACGUCUCCAACGCCGCCGGUCGCGCCUUACUCCACCGCGGCGGAGGGGAUCGCAGCUCUCGGCACCGCCAUCGAUGCGUUUGUGGUGGCGGAGAUCAUGAGUGGUGAGGUGGAUGCCUGGCAGGUGCUGCCGGUGCAGCCUGGUGUGGAGGUGUACGCAGGCCAGUGGGUAGCGAACCGGAAGGAGGGCAAGGGCGCCUACCAGUGGAGCGACCGCUCCUACGUCGGGGAGUGGGUUGGUGGACGCCGCGAGGGGUAUGGUCUGCUUCGUCGGCAAGACGGGAGGUGGUACCGCGGGCAGUGGGAGCGACACGUUCCGCACGGCUGUGGCGAAGCAUGCCUCACACCAGGAGGCCUCUUGUACAAGGGAGAGUGGCGAGACGGUCGGCGCCACGGUUUGGGUGCUCUCACAUAUCCGAAUGGCAUGACGGUGCAUGGGAUGUGGGUUGGCGAUGAGAUGCAUCCACGCGUGCACGUCGUGUAUCACGACGGAGGCACAUACGAUGGCUUGUGGGAUCCAGAGAAGGCGUGCCGGCAGGGGCAAGGCACGUGGACCGACACGCAGGGAUGCAAACACACCUACGAGUGGCAGAGUGACAUCCGCGUCGGCACUGGUCAGGAGGCUUACCCGAACGGUGUUCUAAUGCAUGGCGUUUGGCAAGCAGGCGAGCUAGUCGAGAGCACCUAUGUGUUCCCAAACGGAGACCGGCACGUCGGCUCCUUGGAUGCGGUACUGCACAUCCGUGAGGGAGUCGGGACCACAGUCUCAGCGGACGGCGCCUCCGCCUACACAGGCGCAUGGCACCAGGACAAACGCAGUGGGCACGGCAUGCAGACUGUACAGAAGCCGCCGCGGGCAUGCAAGUCGAGUGAGCCCACUGCGAGUCCAUGUGUGGAGCGGUACGAGGGGGAGUGGUUCAACGACGUGCGCAGUGGGCAGGGCCGGCUGACAGACGGUGACGACAUCUACGAAGGUCAAUUCGCGCUCAACUAUCGUGACGGCGUUGGUGUGCAGCACAACACGCGCACCGGAUCCUUCUACCAGGGCAACUGGAAGGCGAAUCGCCGCUGCGGAGCUGGCACCUACUACAGUGCCACGCAGGGCAUGACCUACGAGGGCAUCUUUAUGCACGACCGCUUGACGGGUCUUGGGACGGCGACGAACACUGCUUUCGCGGAGCAGUACACCGGCAGCUGGUUGGACGGGCUUCAGCAGGGUCACGGGUCGCUGCGACUUGCAAACGGGGACGUACUACGCGGCGUGUGGCACCGCGGCGUCCCUGAGGCCACCGCCACUGUGGAAUACGUUGAGGCAGAGCCGCUAGCGGAUGGCCCCCAUCGCGCCGAGGCAGCCGUGCCACGGUACGUCGGAGGAUGGCAGGACGGGGUGCGUGAGGGUACCGGUACGCAGGUUUUCCGUGACGGCAGCGUGUACGAGGGCAUGUGGCACGCGAACAAACAACAUGGUCACGGUCGCCGCACUACCGCGUCUGGCGAGUCGGUGGAGUGUGAGUGGCGAGGUGGAUGCAUUCUUGACGGCUGCAUCGGCGUUGCCCGCUUCGCCGACGGGAGCGUUUACCACGGUCACGUGAACGUCGCCGGUGUGCCGCACGGCGCAGGCGUGUUGACGUACGCAGACAGCACCGUCUUUGACGGACAAUUUCUUGACGGGAUUUAUCAGCUUUGA
This is a messenger RNA of Leishmania braziliensis MHOM/BR/75/M2904, 2826 nucleotides long. RefSeq lists its product as hypothetical. Bases 1 to 2826 code for a protein of 941 amino acids. NCBI's taxonomy places the organism in Eukaryota, Euglenozoa, Kinetoplastea, Trypanosomatida, Trypanosomatidae. The transcript has a single exon. The record is from RefSeq and is a predicted model, not a curated record.